Lolium rigidum is the source of this 888-nucleotide messenger RNA. RefSeq lists its product as uncharacterized. The transcript has 6 exons. The coding region runs from base 153 to 683 and encodes 176 amino acids. The record is from RefSeq and is a predicted model, not a curated record. Lineage: Eukaryota; Viridiplantae; Streptophyta; Magnoliopsida; Poales; Poaceae.
CAAUAGUAUAGCAGAUGGGAACGAACCUGAACUUAUGUUUAAGUGCACAGACUAGACACAUAGAUGUUUUGAAUGGACGCAUGAUCUAUCCAAGCUGGGAGGUAAGACUUUAAACAGAUAAACACAACGUAAUUGGAGAUACACACUUCCUGAUGUUUUGUCACAGUCCACGUCUUCCCCCAACGCAGCCGCCGGAGAUCAUGGGGACACGGGAGGUGUAUGAAGAGAAGCUCCGAAGCGGCGCCCACCUCCACCGUGACCCCACGAUCAACCCUGGCCUUGGCUCUGCCCGCUGCCCUCGGUGUCUCUCCCUUCUCAACCCUACCACCAACUCUGGAGAGGGCGACUGGGCUGUCACCUCUGUCCUGCACGAUGCCACCUCUGUGACUGGUGCGGGUGCCGGCGCGAUGCUCAGUGCCGUCCACGGGUUUAAUACAGGGAUCCCGUUUGUCCAGAAGCAUGUGAAGGGGCCAAAGUGGCUGCAUUUACUUGUUGGGGUCCCUCCUUUGAUCCUACUCUCUGGUGCAAGUUCUUUAUUUGGUGCAUAUGCCCUCCCGACUUUUGCUCAACUCACUGUGACAUCGUAUUAUGCUGCAUCAAGUGCCUCACACUAUGCAAUUUCACAGAUCACGCGCCAGAUCGAGAAGUUCCAUCUAUCGGGCACUAAUGAGAAAUCUUCAUGAGCUGCUCUCAAUCAGUUUGAGUUGGUGCAGAUGCCAUGUACAUGGUACAUAUGGACUCCCUGCUUCUGCAUGUUGCAAUAGGCUGAUAGUUUUGCUGAGUUCCAGGCUCUCAAACCUGUUAUACCAUGCGUAUAAUUAAUUGUUAUAUAAUAGAAUUUUGUUAAUUGUUAUUCAUGUCACGUUUAAGAACAUAUAUAUUCUUUUC